ACCAUCAGCGAGACGUCAGAGGGACAGAGCAGGAAGUGAACAGGAUCUGAUAAACACAAGUCUUGAAGUGGUUUGACAUUUGAGGCUGUGGUACAGUUACAUUAGCUGCCCUCCUUACAGGUCAGAUAAUAAUAUAUCAUAGAGUCAUAUUGACAUGAAGGGCGCAUUAGAGCUGCUGCAGCGGGUGAGCGCGCACCCGGACGCGCACUGCUGGUAUGUCUCGUGGAACCCCGCGGGCACACUGCUGGCAUCAUGUGGCGGUGACCGGGCAAUAAGAAUAUGGGGCAAAGAAGGAGACAGUUGGAAAUGUAAGUGUGUUAUGGCAGAUGGUCAUCAGCGUACGGUCAGAAAGGUGGCCUGGUCACCCUGCGGCAAUUAUCUGGCAUCAGCAAGCUUUGAUGCAACCACAUGCAUCUGGAAGAAGAACAAUGAUGAUUUCGAGUCUCUGACAGUGCUAGAAGGUCAUGAGAAUGAAGUGAAGUGUGUGGCGUGGGCUCCGUCCGGAAACUUACUGGCCACCUGCAGCAGAGAUAAAAGUGUGUGGAUCUGGGAAGUUGACGAGGAAGACGAAUAUGAGUGUGUGAGUGUCGUAAACUCACACACACAGGACGUGAAGCAUGUUGUUUGGCACCCGACACAGGAGCUUCUUGCUUCAGCCAGUUAUGACAACAAGGUGUGUAUUUAUAAAGAGGAAGAUGAUGACUGGGAAUGUAGAGCAACGUUAGAGGGACAUACCUCCACUGUCUGGAGUCUGACCUUUGACCCUGAGGGACUGAGAUUGGCGUCUUGUAGUGAUGACCGUACUGUGAAGAUCUGGAGAGAGUCCACGGCUGGAGAUGGUUCGACAGAAGAGUCGUGGAAGUGUGUAUGUACCUUGUCUGGAUUCCACGGGAGAACGGUGUAUGAUGUUGCAUGGUGUCGUCUGACCGGUGCUUUGGCCACAGCUUGUGGUGAUGAUGGAGUCCGUGUGUUCACUGAAGACCCCACAGCUGACUCCGAGCAGCCCAUCUUCUUCCUCUCGGCCCACACGCCCAGCGCGCACAGUCAGGACGUCAACUGCGUGGCGUGGAAUCCAAAGGAUGCGGGAGUGCUCGCAACCUGCAGUGACAACGGAGAAUUUGCCAUCUGGAAGUACAAUUCUGAUGCCUGAACUAGUGAUUAAAGUUCACUAGUUUAAACUAAUGGAGAUUAAGCAUUUUUUUUUAUUCAUCUGUAAUAAGGGUCUUUCAGUUUAUUGUGUGUUUUGAAAGCACUGGUCACAUUAUUGACAACUCACUGACAGUUUUAACCCCACACAUUUUCUGUAACAAAUCAUGUUAAUGUUGUCAUCAAGUUGUAGUUUGGUGGGUAAGUUGGUACAUUUCAGAAUUGUUUAACUGAACAGACAGCAUUGUCUAUGCUUGCAUCUGCAGAGACCUCCAGCUUUUUGCAUUUAGGCUACAAAAUUGUCUCCAAUAUCUUCAAAUGUAAUAAAUGCUUAAUGCUUUUGCAGAAACAAUCAAGUCCUUUAGUCGGUGCUGCGCAUACAAUUUAAUUUGCCCUGUUAAGAGAGGCAAAAAAGCCCCAAAAAACAUCUAGUCCCAUUUUCUAAUCAUGUUAAUCACCCGAUGGCUUUCAAGAUCUGUUUAGUGAAUUAUCAUCUUUAAUGAUUGUGUAUAUAUAAAACCUGUCACUGACUCUGAUGAUCUCCAAUCGUAGUAAUCACAUACAAAUGGCAUGUGAUUCUUAACCCUCCUAUUGUCUUAAGAAACUGCACCUUUUUGUCCUUCGGGUCAUUUUUGACCUGUAUUGAAAACCAUUUAAAAUGCAUAGAUUUUUCAUUAGUGUACAAAGGCACUAAAGUCCCCCAUAACGAAAAUGUGUUUUAUUGUGGGCCCAAAGUGUACAGUGAUGUGGGAAAAGACAGAUAUUGAUUAUGAGUGGAGUAAUAUAGUUUUUAAAGAUAAAAAAUAGUGUAAAUAUUUGGCAAACAUUGGCCAAGGAUGUCUCAAUUUACAUUGAUUUCAAUUACUUUUGGCAUUUUAUAACAUCUUAUCUAUAUUAUAACAGUUUCUGGCCCACUUUGCACAUCCUUUGUAACAAAUCCAUUAAUUCCCACUAAUGUCAAACAAUUUGUUGCAGUGUUUCACAAGUUUUAGUAAGUUAUUUCUGCCAUUUAAUGUUUUAGGAUAAAAUUGCAUUCAACAGGUCUUUUACCAUCCCAUCAUGUAAAAUCGUGUUUUAGUAAACAUAUUUACUAACAUAUUACCUGUUCAGAACUGUAAAAAAAAAAAGAAAACCCGUGUGUGGGUGUAGGAGGAUAUACCGCCUUUGAGGAAAUUAUACAAAUUAUGUGAAUGAUGCGGUACCCAAUUAAGCAGGUGGGGGAGCUAGAGAACCAUAUGGUGCUGGGGGCUAAAUUUGUGAUAAUUUGAAAUAUUUCAAAUACAUUUAUUCAUUUGGCAGACGCUUUUAUCCUAAACGACUAACAAAAGAGGAAAACAUAAGCGAAUCAUCUUAAGGAGACAGUGGUACGAAAAGUGCCAUAUUACAAAGUUUCACUAUCAUCAGAAUAGUAUACAAUUUUUAAAUUUUUUUUAGUGACCGGUUAAGUGCUUUUGGAAAAGAUGUGUUUUUAGCCGUUUUUUGAAGACAGAGUGAGUUAGCUUCACGGGUUGAGUUGGGAAUGUUGGGAAUGAGUUCCACCAAUGUGGUAUGAUGAAACUGAAAGUCCGGGAAAGUGUUUUGGUGUCUCUUUGUGUUGGUACGACAAGGCGACGUUCCUUAGCCGACCGCAGGCUUCUGGUGGGAACGUAGCUCUGCAUAAAUGUUUUUAGGUAUGCUGGAGCAGACCAAGUGACUGUUUUGUAUGCCAGCAUCAGAGCCUUGAAUUUAGUAUGUGCAUGAACCGGCAGCCAGUGGAGAGAGACAAAGAGUGGUGUAACGUGUGCUCUCUUAGGUUCAUUAAAGACCAGACGUGCUGCUGCAUUCUGGAUCAUUUGGAGAGGUCUAAUAACACAUGCAGGAAGGACUGCAAUGAGAGCGUUACUGUAGUCCAGUCUAGCUAUGACAAGUGACUGAACGAGCAGUUGUGUGGCAUGUACAGAGAGGAAGUGUCUUCCUGAUAUUGUAGAGUGUAAAUCUACAUGAUCUUGAUCUAUUUUUAGGUCAGAUUUGACUCUUAUAUGUACAAAAAAUUAUUUAAAGCUGUAUAACAUCCAGAAAGUGAAAGGUCACAGCUGGUUAAUUCCAUAUCGGUCAAAAUUGGCCCAUUAAGACAAUGGAGGGAACAGUUUGUUUUAAAUUAUUUCUCUUUAACAAAUACAAAAAAUAAAUUUUCUCUU
Molecule: messenger RNA, 3323 nt
Organism: Xyrauchen texanus (razorback sucker)
Lineage: Eukaryota; Metazoa; Chordata; Actinopteri; Cypriniformes; Catostomidae
Gene: ciao1
Product: cytosolic iron-sulfur assembly component 1
Exons: 7
Coding region: 155-1150 (331 amino acids)
Biological process (GO): iron-sulfur cluster assembly
Cellular component (GO): cytosolic [4Fe-4S] assembly targeting complex
Molecular function (GO): protein binding
Source: RefSeq, a predicted model, not a curated record